AUGAGCACGAGAGGGGAGAUGUCUCCCCCCGGCUGCCGCCGCACCUCCCCGCCGGCCGCCUCUCUUCCAGACGACGACGACAUGCUCCGGGAGAUUCUCCUUCGCUUGCCCCCGCGGCCUUCCUCCCUCCCCCGGGCCUCCCUCGUCUGCAAGCGUUGGCGCAGCCUCGUCGCCGAUCCCCAAUUCCAGAGCCGCUUCCGCGACGACCACGGCAAGCCUCCUCUCCUUGGCUUCUUCCUCGAUUCCCGUCAGUUUGUUCCGAUUCUGGAUCCACCAGAUCGCAUCCCCGAAGCUCGCUUCUCCAUGUCUCCCCUCGAGAGCUACCGCAUCAUCGACUGUCGCCACGGGCUCGUCCUUUUCCUCGCCCACAGGAUGAUGCGCCGCUUAGUUUUGUGGGACCCCGUCGCGCGCGAGCAGCGCCGGCUGUUCUUCCCGCCGGAGCUGGACAACGCCCAGAUGUUCUUCUUCAACGGGGCGGUGCGUCGCCCUGCCCGCCGCCAAGGAUGGCAUUUCCAGGUGGCCCUGAUAGCCCGUGACGCAUUAUGCACAAGAGUUUCGGUGUGGCUUUACUCAUCAGAGACCGCAGUAUGGGGCAACAUCAACUCACUGCAGCUGCAAUCGAUUCAGUCUAUGCCACAACCCAGCACUUUGGUUGGGAAUUCCUUUUGCUGGUUAUUUACCGUGGAUCAUGGCUGUGUCAUACUUGAGUUUGAUCUUGAUAGGCAGAGCCUAGCUGUGACAGAGCUGCCACCACACAUAGAUAUGGAAAUCGACUUUCACAAGUUAUGGAUUAUGCCCUCCCAGGGUGGUGGGCUUGGCUUCAUCCAUCUCUCACAACACUUCCACGCCCAAUUAUGGAAGAGAGUGCCUGAUUCUGAUGGUUUGGCUGUAUGGGUGCCCGACAGAGCUGUUGAAUUCGGGGAACUUAGAUCAUCUUGCAAAGGCGACUUCCUCACUUUGGUUGGGUUUGACGAGGAGAGUAAUGCAAUCCUUGUGCUGACAGCUUCUGGUGUCUUCAUGGUCUAUCUCCAGUCAACGGAGUUCAAGAAACUUUCUGAUCCAAUGUCCUUCUGUCACCAUUAUCCAUUUGCAUGUUUCUAUCCUGCAGGUACUGGCAUUAUUGAUGGACAUGAUGGAAAUGAAGUCUUGAACAAUAUGUGA
This is a messenger RNA of Triticum turgidum subsp. durum (durum wheat), 1161 nucleotides long. Lineage: Eukaryota; Viridiplantae; Streptophyta; Magnoliopsida; Poales; Poaceae. The record is from the annotation of a GenBank genome assembly.